AUGCUAAGGUGUCGCUAUGUUGUGCUGUCUUGUUCACAGCUAAGAAGACAAUUUCAUUCUGUGGAAAUCUUAAGACAACUUUCAACGUUUGAAUCGCAUGUUUCUAUUGACCCAUCUUCCACUACUAAUGCUCCAUUAUCAUCUAAUGUCACUGUGUCUAACCAGUUACCCCUUUUCUUUAGCAAUCCACAACAGGAUACAACUUUAACUGCUUCUUCAACCACUAACAAUAGCACUACGGCCCCUGCAACUAAUUCCACGUCUCCUCCGGGCUUUACAUUACGUAAUAACCCUUUUACCAACACACAUUCUUUGGCAACUGCCAAAAUGACUGAACAAAGAGAUAUAAUGCAAUUAUGGUCUCUAUUGGAAGCAUGUUUACAAACGAAUAAUUUUCCUAGAUCCUUCUCUAUCUUACAAUCACUAUACGAGAUUAAAUCUCACAGAAAACAAAAUUUUGUCGAUGAUUAUAAUUUAUAUCUGGAUGCAAGAGGACAAAGUAUGUCUAAUAUUAGACAACUUGAAAAAUUGUUAGAAGAUGAUUUGACUUUACAUUUUCCUUUGAUUAGUUACAACAAUAAAUCUUUGGCCAUUUUGAUUCAUCAUGCAAUCAGAUUAGUUCCAAAUUCAGAUGCUUUAAAAUCACAUAUCUCAACAUAUUUUAAAAUGAGUGAUAAUAAUUAUAAAAACGUUUGCUCAUACUUAGAUAUACUGACUAUUAGUGACUAUAAAAAAUUAUAUUUUGAUUUGAAAUUGAUCUCUGAAAAGGACAUUCCAUAUUCUAUACGAGCAGUUGCAUUGAAUUUACACCCAGAUGAAGUAGUAUCUAAUAAGUCUGUUGGAAAUGGAAACAAUACUCUGAACGCCUACAGCAAGAACACUGUUUUACCAUCAAAUUCUAAUGAUACAUCAAUUAAGACUCUCUUUGAUGAAGAGAUUCAAUCUGUAAAUAAAAAUGUAACUGAGUUGAAGGAUGUAGACACAAUCGGUAUGAAAGUAGUCAAACAUACUUUGCUAGGUUUAACACUUACAGAUACCCAAAGACAACAAUUAUCAAAAUUCAUACCAAAGGAUUUACAGACCGAUCAUAAUGAAACUAUCGAUUUUUAUCAGAUAUAUAAUAAUUUGAAAACAGAAAAAGAGAAAGAUGAUUUUGAAAAUAUGCUAAAUGAAUUUAAUCAGGAUAGACAAAGAGCUUUAGAAUUACGUGCUACUGAUGCUGCAAAGGAAAGAUGGAAACAUGAUUUUGAGGAAGCCAAAGCUAGAGGUGAUAUCUCUAUCCAAAAAUCCUUAAAUGCAAAGUUGUGGGAAUGGUAUACUGAUAUGUUGCCAUUGGUAAAGGAGGAGAUUAUUAAACAUAAAGAUAAGCUUGGAAAUAAAAACACAGAUUUUGCUCCCUAUUUGAAGCUGGUGAACCCAGAAAAAAUGUGUGUUAUUACUAUUUUGGAACUUUUGAAACUGAAUUCCACAGGUGGGAUCAUGGAAGGUAUGAGAACCGCUCGUGCUGUUAUUAGUGUUGGUAAAGCUGUUGAAAUGGAAUUCAGAUCUGAACAACUAUUAAAGACCGAGUCCCGUAUUUUCAAAGAAGUUAAUAAAAAAUCGGUAGAAUUCAGAAAAUAUAUACGUAAUGCGAAAAAUGCAUUUAGAUCAAUGAAAAUUGAAAAAUCUAAAGUUGUGUGGCCACAAGCAGUGAGAGCUAAGAUUGGCUCAAUUCUAAUAUCGAAAUUGAUUAGAGUGGCAAGAGUAAGGGUAGAAGGUACAGAUCCAGUAACAAAAGAGACUGUUGUUGGUAAAGCUCCUGCAUUUUCACAUAGCUAUCAAUACCAUAAUGGUGCCAAAUUAGGAAUUAUCAAAAUUCACAAAUCAUUAAUUAAUCAACUUAAUGGUGAAAGAUUAGCUGCGUCAGUACAACCACAGUUGUUACCGAUGUUAGUGAAACCUCGUGCUUGGAGAAAUUGGAAAUCAGGGGGCUAUUUUUAUAGUCAGUCAAUGUUAAUAAGAACUAAGGAUUGCCCAGAGCAACUUGCCUAUUUAGAAGCUGCAUCGAAUUCACAUGCCAUUGAUAAAGUUUACGAUGGGCUAAAUGUUCUAGGUGAUACCGCAUGGACUGUUAACAGAAAGGUAUUUGAUGUUGUAUCUGAAGUUUGGAACAGGGGAGAAGAAUUUUUGGAUAUUCCAAAAAUUCAAGAUCAUUUAAACUUACCUCCAAGACCUCCAAGUUCUGCAGAUCCAGGUGAAAUUAACGCGUGGAAACAAAAAACAAGGGCACUUGUUAAUGAGUAUUCUGCAAAUAGAUCUAUGAGAUGUGAUUCUAAUUACAAAUUAGAAAUUGCUAGAGCAUUUUUGGGUGAAAAAUUCUACUUCCCCCAUAAUCUUGAUUUCAGAGGACGUGCGUAUCCAUUAUCACCGCAUUUUAAUCAUUUAGGUAAUGAUAUGAGUCGUGGUCUUCUUGUAUUUUGGAAAGGAAAGAAAUUAGGUAAAGAUGGUUUGAAGUGGUUAAAAAUUCAUUUGUCAAAUCUUUUCGGUGUUGAUAAAGUUCCAUUAAAAGACAGGGUAGCGUUCACUGAUGCACAUUUGGAUAAGAUAAAAGAUUCUGCAGAGAAUCCGUUAAAUGGUGAGGGUUGGUGGAAAACGGCUGAUAAACCAUGGCAAGCACUUGCAACCUGCUUUGAAAUUAAUGAGGCCUUAAAGUUAGAAAAACCAGAAGAAUAUUAUUCACAUCAACCUGUACAUCAAGAUGGUACAUGCAAUGGCUUGCAACAUUAUGCAGCUCUAGGUGGUGAUAUUGAAGGUGCACAACAAGUCAACUUACUUCCAGGACCAAAACCAAACGAUGUUUAUUUGCAUGUUGCCAAUAUGGUUAGAAAAAGAUUGGAGAAAAUUUUAGAGACCAAAGAUGAUCCAAUUGCCAAGUUCUUUGUUGAUAAGUUAAAUAGAAAGAUUGUUAAACAAACUGUUAUGACUCAUGUGUAUGGUGUUACAAUGGUUGGUGCCACAUUUCAAAUAGACAAACAAAUUGGUUCGUACUUUGAAGAUAAGAAGGAAUCAUUACAUUAUUCGCAAUAUUUAGCAAAACACGUCUUUGCUGCUAUUAAAGAAUCUUUCCAUGGAGCACAUCUAAUUCAAGAUUGGUUAGGUGAAUGUUGCAAAAGAAUAUCUAAGUCAGUUAGAUUAGAUAUUGAUCAUAAUACUUUUCAAAAUGGGAAUAAACCUGAGUUUAUGACCUCUGUUAUUUGGACGACUCCAUUGGGCCUUCCAAUUGUUCAACCAUAUCGUGAGAUUCAGAAGAGACAAGUCCAAACCAAUCUUCAAACGGUCUAUAUUAGUGACCCCUUUGCUGUGAAUCAAAUUAAUGCUAGAAGACAAAAGGCUGGUUUCCCACCUAAUUUUAUUCAUUCCUUAGACGCCUCACAUAUGCUAUUAUCUGCAAGUAAGUGCGCAGAAGAUGGUCUUGAUUUUGCCUCAGUUCAUGAUUCAUAUUGGACACACGCGUGUGAUGUUCAAGUAAUGAAUAAGAAUCUAAGGGAUCAGUUUGUAAAAUUACAUGAAAUAGAUUUGAUUGAAAGAUUAAAGGAAGAAUUUGAUGAAAGAUACAAGAAUUACGUUCAAUUGGUAAAAGUUCCGAGGAACACACCAAUUGUGAAAGAUAUAUUGAAGAUAAGAGGAGAACUUAGUAAAAAAUUAGGAAGACCAGCAACAUUGGCUGAUGAAAUAUAUGAAGAAAGAACAAGACAAAAAUUAUUAAGUUCCAAUAAUCCAGUUAAAGUGGAAGAAGGCAAAUCUAUGAGAACUACUGUCUCAGUAACAAUGGGCAAUGAAGAAGAACUGGAAAAAUUAGACUGUUUGUCUGCAAAAAGUGGUAGUGGUAUAAAUAUUUUUGUUCCAUUAAGGCUUCCAUCUAUCCCACCUAAGGAUAAUUUUGAUGUUCGCGAUGUCAAAAAUAGCACUUACUUCUUUUCAUAA
This is a messenger RNA of Arxiozyma heterogenica, 3963 nucleotides long. RefSeq names its product DNA-directed RNA polymerase (gene RPO41). The coding region runs from base 1 to 3963 and encodes 1320 amino acids. NCBI's taxonomy places the organism in Eukaryota, Fungi, Ascomycota, Saccharomycetes, Saccharomycetales, Saccharomycetaceae. Gene Ontology annotation, molecular function: DNA-directed RNA polymerase activity; mitochondrial promoter sequence-specific DNA binding. Gene Ontology annotation, biological process: mitochondrial transcription. Gene Ontology annotation, cellular component: mitochondrial DNA-directed RNA polymerase complex. The record is from RefSeq and is a predicted model, not a curated record. The transcript has a single exon.